AUGUCUCGUCCCCAGGUCAGCAUCGACCGUCUCACGCCCCGCCGGGUGACGGUCGAGCCGCGUGAAACAAUGAACUGCAAAUCCUGUCGCAAGCGCAAGAUCAAGUGUAACCGUUUGCGACCGAGUUGUGAGGCGUGCAAAGUCUUCCAGUGCCCAUGUGUUUAUGAUGCGAUUCCCAAAAAGCGAGGGCCGAAGACCGACGUGCUGGAAGCGCUUUUAAAGCGAGUCGAUGGCCUGGAGAAGAGGUUGCAUGAUGAAAAGAAUCCCAUUUCGCCUACUUCUCCCGAUACCCCGGACGAACCUCCGAGUUUCCCCACCCGGCGCAACACCAUCGACACCUCGUUUAUCUACUCAGAGCGACCCGCGCCAAGUUCUUUGGCGCAGGCUGAUCCAUUCCCGAGACCGAACCCUCCAGCAACCAUUCAGCGAGCCCCGGCGCAUGGGGUGCUUUCAGAUGCGCUUUUGGACAUAUAUUUCGUGCGGCUGCACGGAAAGCCUUUCUACAUCCUGGACGAGGCGACGACGCGGCAGCGCCAUCAGCUCAAUCAAAUACCGCCAUUUCUGGCCAUGGCUAUAUCGGCAAUGGCGUCGAGAUACACUUCAUCCGGACAAGAACAGCCGUUCCGUGCCGGACUUGAGGCGGCGCUGCAGGCUAGAUGCCUGAUUGAUGUUGACAACCCCACAGUAGAAGGCCUGCAGACGCUGCUGUUACUUUCGCAAGCGUUCUACGCCUACGGCCUUGGGAAAAAGGCCUACAUGACAUUCUCAAAUUGUGUUGCCAUGAUUGUCGCUCUAGAUCUGUACCGUGAAGCUCCUUCUAAGAUGAAUAUCGCGCCUGUUGAGCGGGAGAUGAGGCGUCGGCUGUUCUGGUCCGUCUACCUGAUGGAUCGGUUCAUUAACUGUGGUUCCCGGCGUCCGUGUCUGAUAUCUGAUCAUUCGAUCGUCCUGCGCUUACCUUCAUGGUCACCCCAUGCAGCUGGUCUGAACAUGGAAGGCGAGCUGUUCCACGUGGGUCCGAACAUCCAGUACUCGGCAGACUCACGACGCAAAUCACCGAGUGCUGCGUCCUUGCUGAUUGAUAUCACAAGAAUCCUUGGCGUCACUAAUAAAUACCUUGCUGCCGGUGGAGUCAAGGGUGACUCACACUUCCCAUGGCAUGCGCUUUCUAAUCUCUCCAAAAUCCGUCAGGAGUUGGACAUCUGGGCAGCCGGCACGCAGGACGUUUUUGCAUCCAUAGAUGCAUUAUUCGGUCACUCAGAGAGCACAACCCUCUUGCUGAGCAAGCUGGUCUACCACCUGGUACAUUGUUUGAUCUACCGCCCCUUCCUACCAAUUGACUUGGUAGAGUUGCGCGGGACUGGCCAGCACCAGUCGUGGCAGAUUGAGGCUACAAAUCUGUGCUUUUCACACUCCAAUGCUAUCGCCGAGCUGGUUGAACUAGGCCGCAAUUCCCCAUUGGUCGAGUGGCCUGCCUUUGUCGGUUACUGUGUAUGCACCGCCGGUACUGUUCAUGUCCAUGGUGUGCAUUACAAGGGCCGCGAGGGAGAGGUCUUCUCUUCCAGUGCGGAAUUCUUGACUCGUGAAAUGCAUCAGCUCGCGUGGCUGAGGGGCAUUUGGACUGGUGUACAGCACCAACGCGAGCUACUUCAGACUAUAUACACCUGCCACUCGGAGCUGGUUCGCAACCUGGCGAGUAGCCCUAUGCGCUUCUCGCCAGUCUUCCACCUUGAAGACUUCCUCGACCGAUACCCUGGUCUGACAUUGGAUGGAUCCCAUGUGCGACUGACGGACACUGAAGAGGACUCUACAGGCGCCGCAAACUUCAUUGAUCGCCAAGAUCACUUCUACCAACGUCCAGUGGCAGCACCACCUUACCAAACCCCAUCUUCUUACUACUCCAAUGCCAGGGCGGCACCCGAAACCCCACUGGCAUCAAACCAAAGCCCAGAAACUGAGCGUCGUCAAUCAAUCUCACAGAAACCCCAUACAUUCUCCCCCAGCCUCCAAUUCCACCAGUCUCAGCAAUCACCCCUCCCGUCCAUCUUCUCUCUCCAGACAGGAGACCUGUCGGAACAGCAUCUUAAUCUACCCACCGGCUUUUCCCCCUCAGCUUUUGGUCUCUCUCCACCCGCCUUUCUCACCGAGGCAUCUCUCAACAUAGCCCCAACGCCCCCUCAAACCCCCAGCUCCACCGCGCUUACGCCAGGUGCUCAGUCCCAAACUAGCGGGACCCAUACGACCAACGGUAGCGAGGGCGGAUCUUUGGAGAAAGAUCCUUUCCUCAGUUUGCUGGAACAGCUCGCUGAGAAUGAACACUCCCAGGGCGGGCCCAGUGAGCUGGACUUCUUCUUGACAGGGACAGGUGCUGUUGAAGAAGAGAAAGACGCAACUUCAUAG
Messenger RNA from Penicillium brevicompactum, 2397 nucleotides. RefSeq names its product transcription factor domain-containing protein. NCBI's taxonomy places the organism in Eukaryota, Fungi, Ascomycota, Eurotiomycetes, Eurotiales, Aspergillaceae. The coding region runs from base 1 to 2397 and encodes 798 amino acids. Gene Ontology annotation, cellular component: nucleus. Gene Ontology annotation, molecular function: DNA binding; DNA-binding transcription factor activity, RNA polymerase II-specific; zinc ion binding. Gene Ontology annotation, biological process: DNA-templated transcription; regulation of DNA-templated transcription. The transcript is spliced from 7 exons. The record is from RefSeq and is a predicted model, not a curated record.